GUCACUUGCUUAGGCGCGCCGAGGGCAGUCUUUGUGGGGUCCUCGUAGCCAGCCAAGAUGGCUGCCCCCGCAGUGAAGGUUUCCCGAGGUUGGUCGGGCCUGGCGCCGAUCGUGCGGCGGGCUGUCUGGCAGCAUCCAGGGCUAACUCAGGUGAGGUGGAGCCGCUAUAGUGCUGAAUUCAAGGAUCCCCUGAUAGACAAGGAACAUUAUCGCAAGCCUGUGGAGAAGCUAACUGAGGAGGAAAAGUAUGAUCGGGAACUCAAGAAGACUCAGCUCAUCAAAGCUGCUCCAGCAGCGAAAACAAGUUCUGUGUUUGAAGACCCAGUCGUCAGUAAAUUCACCAACAUGAUGAUGAAAGGAGGAAACAAAAUACUGGCCAGAUCCCUCAUGACUCAGACUCUGGAAUCUGUGAAAAGGAAGCAGUUUGAGAAGUACCAUGCCGCUUCUGCAGAGGAACAGGCAACCAUUGAACGGAACCCCUACAUCAUCUUCCACCAAGCACUGAGAAACUGUGAACCUAUGAUUGGGCUGGUACCGAUCCUCAGAGGAGGCCGUAUAUAUCAGGUUCCUACAUCCCUACCAGACCGACGUCGCCGCUUCCUGGCCAUGAAGUGGAUGAUCACUGAGUGCCGGGAGAACAAGCAUCGGCGGAUGCUGAUGCCGGAGAAACUGUCACAUGAGCUGCUGGAGGCUUUUCAUAACCAGGGCCCCGUGAUCAAGAGGAAGCACGACAUGCACAAGAUGGCUGAGGCCAACCGUGCCCUGGCCCACUACCGCUGGUGGUAGAGGCUCCAGGAGCCCAGGGGCUCUGCCGCAAGCAACAGUGUGAGCCACUGCAUACUGUAAAAUAUCUGUGAUUAAAGAUGUAGCUGCUUUGUAAGGGUGGGCAAGCCUCAGAAGAAAGAUAGAGCAGCACAUUUACUGUCCAGGAAUCCUUUCUUUGAGGCUAGAACUUGCUCUCUCUGCCCCCAUUGCCUUGUAAAGAUCCCUCACUGACUUGGGGAUUUCAUGCAGGAAACUCAGGUCCCCAGUCUUCUCUUCCCUCAGCUUGAGGUGGACUUUUGGAUAUAAAAGGAAGCAGUUUUAGUAUCAGCAAAGAUUUAUUGGAAAAUUCUCACGCUGACCUGGUAUAGCAUGUGGUGCAGUGCCAGCAUUCAUUGAAACUCGCUGGAGGAAAUAGGCUUGUUUCCCGAGUUGUCCUUGUACAAAAUGUAUAAAAAGUAGUUUCUGGUGUGA
Messenger RNA from Callithrix jacchus (white-tufted-ear marmoset), 1236 nucleotides. RefSeq names its product mitochondrial ribosomal protein S7 (gene MRPS7). The record is from RefSeq and is a predicted model, not a curated record. Gene Ontology annotation, biological process: translation. Lineage: Eukaryota; Metazoa; Chordata; Mammalia; Primates; Cebidae.